Theileria orientalis strain Shintoku is the source of this 978-nucleotide messenger RNA. RefSeq names its product oxoglutarate/malate translocator protein. Gene Ontology annotation, biological process: transmembrane transport. Gene Ontology annotation, molecular function: oxoglutarate:malate antiporter activity. The transcript has a single exon. NCBI's taxonomy places the organism in Eukaryota, Apicomplexa, Aconoidasida, Piroplasmida, Theileriidae. The record is from RefSeq and is a predicted model, not a curated record. The coding region runs from base 1 to 978 and encodes 325 amino acids.
AUGUCGGACUACAACUUGACCUUCCUUCCUCCAAAAGCUAGGAAGUACGUCAAUCCUUACGUACCCUUCGUCCUCGGAGGCCUCUCUGGCUGCACUUCUACCAUGAUAAUUCAACCGAUAGAUAUGGUUAAGGUUAGAAUCCAGGUGUAUGCUGCAACACAGCGAGGCUCAGUUUCACCGUUUACCAUGAUUUCCAUGAUAUUUAAAAACGAAGGGAUGCUCUCGUUCUAUAAGGGCCUGGACGCAGCCUGUGCGCGUCAGCUUCUAUAUACAACAACGAGGUUGGGACUCUUCAGGUCACUGUCAGACCACAUCAAGGCCAAAAAUAAAACAAAAACGAUACCUUUUUAUCAAAAGUGCGCGCUGAGCAUGUUCUGCGGAGCUGUGGGAGCGAUGGUUGGGAAUCCCGCAGACCUGGCUCUGGUGAGGAUGCAAUCGGAUGCUACAGUGAGCGCAGACCAGAGGAAAAACUACACAAGCCUCUUCAACACCAUUUACAGGAUCGUCAAGGAGGAGGGGAUCCUGAACCUGUGGAGGGGCUCCCUGCCAACAGUGGUUCGCGCAGUGAGCCUGAACCUGGGCAUGCUCUCGUCUUUCGACCAGAGCAAGGAGGUGCUGGCGAAGUACAUCAAGGAGGGGACACUGCUGCACACCUGCCUGUCGAGCGCAGUCGCAGGCUUCUUUGCAGUCACCUUCAGCCUCCCCUUCGACUACGUGAAGACGUGUAUGCAGAAGCAGAACCAGAAGGGCACCGCGUACAAGGGCAUCAUGGACUGCAUCAUCCGGAACUACUCGGAGGGCGGCAUUUUGCGCUUCUACUCCUCGUACGCAACCUACUACGUGAGGGUGGCCCCGCACGCGAUGCUGACCCUCAUUCUCAUGGACACGUUCACGAAGUUUUUGAAGGGAGGCAAGCCGGGGUCGAAGCCGAAGCUUCCGCCCAAGCUCCAGGCGAAGGUCGAACAAGUGGCCGAGUAA